This is a messenger RNA of Lathyrus sativus (Indian pea), 267 nucleotides long. The record is from the annotation of a GenBank genome assembly. NCBI's taxonomy places the organism in Eukaryota, Viridiplantae, Streptophyta, Magnoliopsida, Fabales, Fabaceae.
AUGAGAAAGAGCUAUAUCCAAUCAUCAAGCACCAACCAAGAGAAGAAAAACCCUUCAUCUUCUUCUUCUUCAUCUUCAUCUUCAUCAACAUCACAUGAGGUAGAGAAGAAAGUGAGUCAUCAACCAAGAAAGCUAGAGAGGUUGCCUAGUGAAGAAGACAUCAAUGCUAGUGCUGAUGCUUUCAUUAAGAACUUUAGAAAGCAGCUUAUGCUUCAAAGGCUUCAAUCUAUUGAGAAUUAUGAAAAAAUGCUUGCUAGGGGAAGGUAG